GCCAGCCGUCGGUAAGCAACCUCACUACAUAUGCGUCAUCUGCUAACUUAGCUCGCUGAGUGCAUUGACACAUACAUCGUAGUCCGAUACAAACAUCACAGCACACUGGGUACAUUGGUAGAGCUGCCAGGAAGCGGCUGUUAGGCAGGCUGGUGAUCGAGGUCGAGGUGCUGUUACCUACACCGCAGUACGUAGUACUUACUGGUAGGGAAGAAGGAUGAACGGCGGCGUCGGCGUGGCGCCUCAGCCGAGCACCGACUGGGGCCCCAUCAUCGUGGCGGUGAUCCUGUUCGUGCUGCUGUCGCCGGGGCUGCUGUUCCAAUUGCCCGCGAGGACACGGGUGGUGGAGUUCGGCAACAUGGGCACCAGCGCCAUCGCCAUCCUCGUCCACGCCAUCAUCUUCUUCUGCCUCCUCACCGUCUUCGUAGUCGCCAUCGGCGUCCACGUCUACGCUGCCUAGCCUUCUUUCGGACGGUGUGAUUCUGUAGUUUUUUUUUUUUGUUGAAGGAAACCGCACAAGAUAUUGUCUGUUUUUAUUGGUAUAGUAGGGGGAAAAUACAAGAAGAUAGUCUUAGAAGGCUAUAAUCAGGACGGGAAAAAAAUGUGAUGCUGUAAUCACUACGUAGUUUGCUCGUUUAAUCGGUCCAAUUUGUAUUAGGAUUUAGGAGUACUCAUUUGAGCAGAAACGGCAGAGUUGUUGAAUGCCGAGGAGUUGCUCAUCUGCUCUCUGUGUUUUAAGCUGUUGAACAGAACUUUGGCUUCUGUUUUGGCAAUUCAAUGUUGCUGACG
Molecule: messenger RNA, 789 nt
Organism: Phragmites australis (common reed)
Lineage: Eukaryota; Viridiplantae; Streptophyta; Magnoliopsida; Poales; Poaceae
Exons: 1
Coding region: 218-460 (80 amino acids)
Source: RefSeq, a predicted model, not a curated record